Messenger RNA from Paramuricea clavata, 1366 nucleotides. The record is from the annotation of a GenBank genome assembly. Lineage: Eukaryota; Metazoa; Cnidaria; Anthozoa; Malacalcyonacea; Plexauridae.
AUGGCGGACGGCACAUUUGAAACGAGCUCUGUUAGUUGGUGUAGCUCCAAUACGGAUCUAAUUAUUUCGUGGAACUAUGCUCUUGGUAAUUUGUCUUUCAAAGGUAAAAUUGGAGAUAUUUUGGAAACUUUACUUGCUCAUAUAAGCACAACAACAGUGACUGCCACAUUGUCGGAUAGUAAAUUUCCCGACCCCGUUCUGUCUACCGAGGAUAAAUCGUCGCAUGUCGCCCAAACUACGUUGGAAGCUGGCGGAAAGGGUAUAGACAGCGACAGUAUUGAACCUAAUCAUGAACCAGUAAUACCUGUUUCUGACAGCUCAACUGUUUAUGAUAGUUUACCUCUAGACCAACUACACGAAUUUAUUGAUGUAUCAUACCAAAAGACCUUGGCAUAUGAAUUAUCCCUUGCCCCAUCUAUCGACAGUCCAACCCCUUUUAAGCCACAACCUGUCAAAUCUUCGACCCUGAACCCUGUACAAGAACAGUUCAAUAUAUUUAAAGAAAAUAUCGAGUCCAAAGUAACGGCUUAGAUGACAAAAAUUGCAGAACAAACUAAAAUUGUUGAGAAUAAUAACCAUGAGGAGUUUUGCAAAUUGUCUAAUGUAUGAAAAUCGGCAUUUGAAAUCACUAUUAUCUGACUUGGAGAAGACAUUCUACGCGAAGAAAAUCAGACCCCUGCGAUCUAACGUAACGACCCUAAUCUUGGUGGAGCACGAUAAAAAAAUGUGUAAUUCCAGUAAAAAUCAACAGAUUUUCCUCACAAACUCUGAAAAUGGAGAACCACUGACAUCUUCAGAGUCAACUGAAGAAAUUAAUAAUUACCUAGCUUGUCAACUUGACUAAAGAUUAUGUAAAGAUCUCGGACGACCACCAGAUAACGGGCCAGAGUCUAACACUUCCCCUUGUAUCCAGGGCAUCAGUGACCACAGUGGAAAAAACUCAGUCAAAUAAAUGUUAAGAAGUCAACUGACCCUUUCAACCAGCCUCAGAAAAUCAUAAAACGCUUUCCCAUUAACGGAUAUUAUCAAUACAUCUUUUCGAGAGAAACGUUUUGGAAAGAUUUGGAAAGCGUAUAAUUGCUGUCCUAUUCCUAAAGUUAAACCAUGCACAGAGACUGAAAAUGUGAGACCAAUAGCUAUAACCAGUAUUUUUUCAAAGAUUCAAGAAAGUUAUGCUAUGGAAUGGAUGCUUGAUGAUGCAAAUGAAAACAUUAACGACCGACAGUUUGGAGGAUUGCUAGGCUCGUCACCUGUGCUAGCUUUACUAGAGAUGUUUCACAUGUGGUUUGCUGCUUUGGAGAAACCCAACACAGUUAAUUAUUCGCAUAGUAUUCCUCGAUUUCUCAAAAGCAUUCGAGCUCAUUGA